Bradysia coprophila is the source of this 2950-nucleotide messenger RNA. RefSeq names its product transmembrane protein 184B-like. The record is from RefSeq and is a predicted model, not a curated record. Lineage: Eukaryota; Metazoa; Arthropoda; Insecta; Diptera; Sciaridae.
UCUAGUUCAGUGUAUUCAGUACUCGUUUCCAUAAUGGCCACAGUUUUUUGACAUUCCGUCGUUGUUACAAAGGUGAAAGAAUUAAAUUGUGUUUUUUAAGUUCUGCCUGUAGAAAACUUAGAUUUCCGUGAUAAUGAUCGUACAAAAAACUUUUGAAGAAGUAAUGUGAAUACAGCGACUUGGACUUGGAUUGUGAAAAUUUGGUGAAAGUGCUGAUUGAGUGAUUUUUACGUGUGAUUAUUAAAAAAAAAGAAAAGAAAGAAAGAAACGCAAAAUAUAAGACGGAUAUUACAAUAAAUAAAAGAAUUGCCUCGAGAAUAUUGAGUUGUGCAAUUUCAGAAUUAUAGCAUGUCUGUGCUGCCUACAGAAUCCGUUUUGAAUGUUACAACAAAAACUCCUAAUCUUAUGGUAAGAGUAACGGAGACAUCAGCUGCCGCACUUGCCAUGGACCCGCUGAGCCAUGUUGGAGAUGGUAUUUUUCUACAAACAAAAACUGCGCAAGGCAUCGCCGGGGCUUUCGUGUGGGUGGCAUUAUUUUUAACAUGUCAACAGAUCUACCAGCACUUGAGAUGGUAUACAAAUCCACAGGAACAAAGAUGGAUUGUGCGAAUAUUGUUCAUUGUUCCAAUAUAUGCAACAUAUUCGUGGAUAAGUCUACUGUUUUUCAAUUCAGAAAGUGUGUACGUGUAUUUUUUCACUGUCAGAGAUUGUUACGAAGCAUUUGUAAUAUACAAUUUCCUUUCCCUUUGUUAUGAAUACUUGGGUGGUGAGGGUAAUAUUAUGUCAGAAAUCCGUGGCAAACCGAUAAAAUCAUCAUGUCUUUAUGGAACAUGUUGUCUGGGAGGUAAAACUUACACCAUCGGAUUUUUACGGUUCUGCAAACAAGCGACGUUGCAAUUUUGUUUGGUUAAACCUCUGAUGGCAUUUGUAAUAAUAUUUUUGCAAAUUUUCGGUCAUUACCAUGAUGGUGAUUGGAGUGCGAAUGGUGGUUACAUUUACAUAACAAUCAUUUAUAAUAUCUCCGUUUCGCUCGCUCUUUACGGGUUGUACUUAUUUUACUUUGCCACACGCGAUCUACUGACUCCAUUUGAACCUGUACUUAAAUUUUGCACUGUUAAAUCGGUGAUUUUCUUGUCAUUCUGGCAAGGUGUUGGUCUGGCUAUCCUAGAAAAAGCUGAGGUGAUUUCGCCUAUUGUCAGCGAUGGAGCUACCACCUCAGCUGGUACUGUAUCAGCUGGGUAUCAGAAUUUCUUUAUUUGCCUAGAGAUGUUAUUCGCUGCUAUCGCCCUCCGAUAUGCAUUCCCUUAUCAGGUGUAUGCUCAAAGUUGCAUGACAGACGUUCAUGGACGAUCCGUAACUAUGCAGUCUAUUUCCAGCAGCCUGAAGGAAACGAUGAAUCCAAAAGAUAUUAUGACAGACGCGAUCCACAAUUUCCAUCCACAAUAUCAACAGUACACGCAGUACAGUUCAGAGGUCACGUCGUCCCAACAAUACGAGAAACUUUAAAUAAAAGCUACCCAAAAUAUCCAUUACACGAAAUGCUUAAACUUUAUCUCAUCGACUUUUAUAACAUGCAUUACUAUAGCUUGAAUGAAUUGAGUAAAAUUUAUUGUUUUUUCAACUCAAGAACGUCUGUCGAUUUUGUAAAAGGAUUGUUUUCGUUUUUUUUUUCAAAUAAAUAUUUUUUUUUGUGUUAAUAGAUAGUCUGUAUGUAUUUUAGUAAUACUACUGCCUGAUUUUCGAUUUUUUUUUAAAGAUGAAGUGAAAUGAAUUUGUGUUUAUUUAUGAUAAUUUCUUAUGAAAUAAGGUCAAUGAAGUGAAACUAAUGUGAAAUUUAAUUUAAAACAAGAAACUAAAAUCGAAUUUAUUAUGCAAUGAAAAUAUCGGAUCGAACCUAAAUCUACACUCGGGAACUCUGACAUACGGUGCCAAAACCACACACUCGUCAACAACGUGAAAAGCCAACUGGCACAAGAUUUCAUGUUACCAGAAUUUGGUAGAUGCGAAAUUAAGUUGAUGAGGAUCGGAACAGGAUCUGAAGGUCAGAUUAUCUGAAUAUGAUUAGAACUGAUUGAAAUGUUUUGCCUGGCCAGAAUUUACAACUGAUUGAAAUGUUUUACCUGGCCAGAAUUUACCUGAAAUCUGAUGGUCACAUAAAUCAGGUCAGACAUCAGGUAUGUCUUGGAUUUUUUCAGGUAUCACUGAAAUCUGCCCUGAUUUACCUGGACUUUUACCUGGUCUUCAGAUUUCAGGUAAGUUCAGGUCAGUUCAGAUUCAAGUUGUUCCAGAUUGACCCGAAAUUCGAGUUCAGAUCAAGGGAUACCUGACACUCCAAAGUCUUAACGGGAUUCGGAUUGUGAAAAAAUUGAUUUAAAAAAGUGUGAUCUUUUUGCUUCGUGUGUGAGAUUCCCCGACACAAUCUACUCAUCGGCAAGCAUCCAAAAUUUGAUUAAUCUUUUGUUUCGAAAAUGUUACUUCCGUACAAUUACAUCCAUUUUGGCAAUGUACCUGUUUUGUCAAGUCGUCUAUUUGAGAUAACAUCUCAUAAAAACGCAAUGGCCUCAUUUUAAACGUUUGGAUAAAGUCAAAAUAUUAAACUAUCAUCAUUUGAACCAGAAAGAGGAAUUGUUGCGUGUUUCCGUUUCAACGACAAAAUCGGUUUUUAUUAACUGUAAAGCUACCCGUAGUUGUAGUCACAUCUUUGGAAAUGUGUAUUUACUUUUACACUACAAUUGGAUGUAGAUUUUUCAUUGCAUUUUAAAUUUUUUGACUCAAUUUUUACAUUAUAUGGUAUAGUUUUCCUUUAACCUUUCGGAAACGGAACUCUGUUAUCGAUAUCGAUAACAAGAGAAAGCGAUUAAAGAAAAUUGUAAUUGUUUAAACAAAGGAAAAGGCAGAUGUAAUCUAAUCAUUCCAUUGUGAUACGCUUGCCGUUUAUGAAAGGUUAAUU